This is a messenger RNA of Chaetomium fimeti, 1453 nucleotides long. RefSeq lists its product as uncharacterized. Bases 245 to 1330 code for a protein of 361 amino acids. NCBI's taxonomy places the organism in Eukaryota, Fungi, Ascomycota, Sordariomycetes, Sordariales, Chaetomiaceae. The record is from RefSeq and is a predicted model, not a curated record. The transcript has 3 exons. Gene Ontology annotation, cellular component: nucleus.
AGGCACCGAGGGAAAGGGGGGUGUUUUUCGUGGGGGUAAGGGGGAUGGUUCAAGGGUGAAAGUCAGUUUAACUACCAUGGGAUGAGAUGAGCGUCGAGGUGCGCUUUCCCACUUCCCUCCGCGUAGCACGUUCUUUGUUCUUUGGUAGGACCCGGGCUGGUGAUUGCAUGCAUGCACGUUUCAACCUGCGUAAUCUAACUGGAACAAGAACAACGUGCAUCGUCUCACAGCGAAAUCUAUAAGCAUGGCGUCGCCAUUCCACAACACCGACGACAACACCAACGGCAACACCACCGCCGCCAGCACCGAUGCCACCAAGAAACUCGUCGUAGUGGUGGGAGCGACCGGUAACCAGGGCGGCUCCGUGGCCCGGCGCUUUGUCCAAGACUCUCGGUACGCAGUCCGCGGCCUGACGCGCGACUCCACGUCUGCGGCGGCCAAGGAACUUGCGGCACUCGGGGUGGAGGUGGUGCGCGCCGAUCUCGACGACGUCGAUUCGCUCAAGGCGGCCUUCACGGGCGCCAACAUCAUUUUCAGCGUCACCAACUACUGGGAGCCCUUCUUCCGGCCCGACUGCCGGGCCAAAGCAGAGGAGCUCGGCAUCACCUGCAGACGGUAUGCCUAUGAUGUCGAGUACCGACAGGGGAAGAACAUUGCCGACGCCGCGGCGACGGUCGUGGACUCCCUGGAGGAGAACGGUCUCCUGGCGUCAACGCUGAGCCACGCUGGCAAGUGCAGCAACGGCAAGUUCAAGGACUUGUACCACUACGAUGCGAAGGCCGAUAUCUUCCCGGACUACGUUGCGGCGGCGCAUCCCCAGCUGGCAGCGAAGAUGUCCUGCAUCCACACGGGCUUCUUCACGACGAGCCACCGCAUCCUGCCGGAGGGAUAUUUCAGAAAGCUCGACGACGGUACCUUUGAGACGUGCUUUCCCUGCAACCCAGACAAGCUCAUCCCGCACCUGGACGUCAACGCGGACACGGGCAACUUUGUCUACGCCGUGCACCAGAUGCCCCCGGGCAAGGACUACAUGGCCGGCGAGUACCUCAGCUGGUCCGACUUCACAAAGGUCUGGGCCAAGGUUACGGGCGCCACCAUUCGCUAUAGGGAGAUCAGCUUCGACGAAAUGGUGAACCAGGUGGCCGAGCGGGACCGAGAUCUCGGCGUCGAGAUUGCUUUGAUGUUCGACUACAGCUCGGAGCCGGGCUAUGACGGCGGAAUGGACGUCUUGAAGGCCGAAGACCUGCGCAAGGCGGGUAUUGAUUGCCCCAUGCUGACCGUGGAGGAGUCUUUGGCACGGCAAGAGUGGUCGGCGGUGUUGAGCAGGUGAAUGGUCAGGCACUUCAGAAAGUACGUUAAGUAGGUAGCGGGUAGUAGCUUCCGGCAUUGAUAUUUCUAAGCCAAGUUUAAGUACCGGGUUGUUCUGGCUCAUGGGGGCAUCGUUCCUACUCGA